CCUUAAACCAGCAGCAAAAAAAAAUACAACAAUAUCCGGCUUACCGUUACAGCAAAAUUCCAACAAGAAAUAUGCAGUCGCCAUUAAUGGACGCUUCAAUAACACACUGGAAAAUAGAUUCAGGCAUACGUUCGCUAGGGUUUCUUCAAUCUUCAUCUCCAUAUCUUCAAUUAACCGCUCUCCGCCACCCGUAUUCAUCAAACCUAAACCAUGACAAUCUCCGGAAAUUGAGAGUGACGUCAGCGAAGGGGAAGGAUAAUGUUUGGAGCAUCGAUAACGAUAACGCGAACGGAAGUCGCGGCCUAGAUCGGCGGAAGAACGGUGAUAGACGGAGGAUGAAGCGACGGAAUUCGACGGUGAAGAGACCGAGAGGGAGAGCUAGUGGUGAAGGAGUUAGGGUUUCCGGUCCGAUGUUGAUUGAGACAGAGAAGGUUUUGCAGACUCAGGAACCUGUAAUCAUGCCACUAUGGAACACAUUUGCAAGUAGUGUUAGUGGCAUAUGGAAGGGAGCAGGAGCAGUGUUCUCACCUAUCACUGCUCAGAUGGAACCCAUUGAGGUUGGAAAAAACAACGAGCAUCAAUUCGACUGCUACACUCUUUCUCGUGUUGAGGCAGUACCUUCAAAAGAUGGCUCUCAUAUUCGAAGGACAGUGAAUUGGGUGACCUUGAAUCCUUACGGUGAAAAUAAACAGUUGCACAAGCGUGGAAACAAAAGUAAAGAGACGUAUGUACAAGAGGAUGCAUCUUUAUCCACCAUAGAAGCACUUGGUGGAAGUAAGACAAACCACAUACUGCCAAAAUUUGAGUCUUUUAACUUUGAAACAAGUGAUGUGAUGGAAGAAGAUCUUAUGGGUAUGGAGCCUGGUCUUGUGUUUUUUGAGGAUGGCUCUUAUUCGAGGGGUCCAGUUGACAUACCUGUUGGAGAAGUUAAUGAUUCCAACUACUUUCUAUCCCCAACGUUCAAGUUUGAGCAAUGUUUGGUUAAAGGUUGCCACAAGAGACUACGCAUCGUUCAUACCAUAGAGUUCAGUGAUGGGGGUUCGGAUAUCCAGAUCUUGAGGGUUGCUGUUUACGAAGAGCAAUGGGUCAGUACUGCUCAUCUUGCUGACAAAAGUGACGUGGACUUUGACGUGAAACCAUUUUCUCAACGAAAAAGAGUUCAACCCUCGGAAUUAACGGGAUUCUGGAAGGUAUUUGAGACAAGUGCGACACCAGUUUAUGAAGACGAAACAAUUAGAGAAGAAAACGACGACCCACCGUACGUCUACCUUUGUACAGAAACAUUAAAGAAAAGAAACUUGCCUGAGAGUGCGGUCUACUUUGGCGAGGAAGAAGUGUUAGACAUGGUGGAUGUCACAAUGCUUUGGUUGCCGGGAGGUGUCACGGGUUACGUUGAUGUUAAAAAAGACGGGAUCUUGUGUAUUGGUGUCGGGUGGUAUUCCGAUGAAGGAAUUAAUCUUGUCAUGGAACGGGAUUAUGGAAUCGAUGGGAAGCUUAAAGAGGUACGAUCUAAAACCGAAGUCAAGAGAAGGUGGUCCGAACCACCUAUAUUCUAAGCUCUGUUAGGUUUACAGUUGCGGAAACAAACUAAACUUUGUCUUGGUCCAGCAAAGAGCAUUGUUCAUUCUUUACAGCCUUUCGGUCUUGACGUGUUAGUAUUUCAUAAUCACAGAAGAAAUGACACAAAAUAUAAUAACCCAAAGUUGUUACAGAUCGAAGAUUUAUCCCUAAUGAUUUAAAUAUUGAUUAAAGUACAGCAGUAAUUUUUAAAACUAUAUACUGUAUCAGGUUGAUUUUAGUAUCAUGUUUUCUGCUUCAUCUUAGAAACAUGUUACAAAAAGAAAUGUGAAUGGCCGUUGAAUGAAAAAUAGUAACAAAGAAAUGUGA
This is a messenger RNA of Helianthus annuus (common sunflower), 1887 nucleotides long. RefSeq lists its product as uncharacterized. NCBI's taxonomy places the organism in Eukaryota, Viridiplantae, Streptophyta, Magnoliopsida, Asterales, Asteraceae. The record is from RefSeq and is a predicted model, not a curated record. The coding region runs from base 72 to 1556 and encodes 494 amino acids. The transcript is spliced from 5 exons.